AUGACCUACCACACUCCACAACCACACCCACACAUCCUCUUAACCCCCCCAGAGUCGCCACCACAAACAUCAAGCUACCUCGAGCAUCCGACUCCGAGAGCACAUACAAAGUUGUAUUGGCCGACGGGACCACGCUCUCCGAUUCCCGAGGAGUCGGAGGAUGCCCUGGACUGCGUGCUGGAACGCAUGGCGCCGCACCAUGAGGAUAGUCUGGGCACGAUCCGGGACAAGAGUUCACAACGUCCUCCGUUGUCUCGAGAAAAGACCCCUGUCAGACCGCCGCUCGUGCAUCAUGAUGACAGCGGGGACACGAUCCAUGCCGAACCGAUGGGGAAGAAGGAUCGCGAGUCCCAUUUCACCGACGAGAGCCGCGAACCCGUGACACAAGGCCAGCUCCACCCCCCCGGCCAUCAACACCACCACCACCACCAGAGAAGAAAGCGGGGAUCCCAGCCCAGACCGCUUGCCCCGCCCCGCCGCCUGAGUGCGGGCAAGGCGGUCGUGCCGGACGAGGUCCCCGAAGCACACGUGAGAGCGAUCAACGUUCCAAAGAUCGUGGAGCACCUGUGCGAAGUCCAAGCUGCCGACGUCGCGCUGGUCGACUCCAUCAUGGCGCUGGACGGCAAAGUCGACCGGUUGCUGGAGCACUUCGGGGUCAAGGUUGGCGCUGUCGGGAUCCAUGGCAAGCUCGACGCGCUCAUUGUAGCUGUAGGCGCGGAGAAACGGGAGUGA
Messenger RNA from Cutaneotrichosporon cavernicola, 732 nucleotides. RefSeq lists its product as uncharacterized. NCBI's taxonomy places the organism in Eukaryota, Fungi, Basidiomycota, Tremellomycetes, Trichosporonales, Trichosporonaceae. The record is from RefSeq and is a predicted model, not a curated record. The coding region runs from base 1 to 732 and encodes 243 amino acids. The transcript is spliced from 3 exons.